Hevea brasiliensis (rubber tree) is the source of this 2003-nucleotide messenger RNA. RefSeq names its product laccase-4. NCBI's taxonomy places the organism in Eukaryota, Viridiplantae, Streptophyta, Magnoliopsida, Malpighiales, Euphorbiaceae. The transcript is spliced from 6 exons. Gene Ontology annotation, molecular function: hydroquinone:oxygen oxidoreductase activity; copper ion binding. The record is from RefSeq and is a predicted model, not a curated record. Bases 157 to 1830 code for a protein of 557 amino acids. Gene Ontology annotation, biological process: lignin catabolic process. Gene Ontology annotation, cellular component: apoplast.
ACAUAAGAAAAACGACAUGGUAGCAAUUCGCCUAUCACCCCAUUUGCCCUUUAUAAACUUGAGCUAACCGGCCGUAGAUGAAGGCAACAGGCCUGAAAGCAAGAAGUAAGUCAAAUAACAAGACGCCGAUUGAAAGGAAAAGGAAACAAAGGACUAAUGGAGUCUCAGUUUCGUUUUCUGCUUCUUGUGGUGUGCUUUCUUCUCCCAGCUUUGGUCGAGUGCAGGGUUCGUCGUUACAAGUUUGAUGUGGUGAUGAAAAAUACCACCAGACUAUGCUCCAGCAAACCGAUUGUUACAGUGAACGGCAGGUUCCCAGGGCCCACUCUCUAUGCAAGGGAAGGUGAUACAGUUCUUGUAAGGGUGGUGAACAAGGUCAAAUAUAAUGUUUCCAUCCACUGGCAUGGUGUAAGGCAACUGAGAACUGGGUGGGCUGAUGGGCCAGCAUACAUUACCCAAUGCCCCAUUCAGCCAGGGCAGAACUACGUCUACAAUUUCACUAUCACCGGACAAAGAGGCACACUUCUAUGGCAUGCACAUAUUCUCUGGCUCAGGUCCACUGUUCAUGGUGGCUUUGUUAUCUUGCCUAAGCGGGGUGUUCCUUACCCAUUUCCUACUCCCCACAAGGAAGUGGUGGUUGUGUUAGCUGAAUGGUGGAAAUCAGAUACUGAAGCAGUGAUCAAUGAAGCUCUAAAAUCUGGAUUAGCACCAAAUGUCUCUGAUGCUCACACUAUUAAUGGACAACCUGGGGCUGUCUCAAAUUGUCCCUCACAGGGCCGCUUCAAAUUAGCAGUGGAUAGUGGUAAGACCUACAUGCUACGCUUGAUCAAUGCUGCACUCAAUGAAGAGCUCUUCUUCAAGAUUGCAGGACACCAACUCACAGUUGUGGAAGUUGAUGCCACCUACGUAAAACCAUUCAAGACCGACACAGUCUUAAUUGCCCCAGGCCAGACUACUAAUGUCCUUGUCACCGCCAACAAGAACACCGGGCAGUACUUAGUUGCAGCCUCCCCUUUCAUGGACGCCCCAAUUGCAGUUGACAACAGGACUGCAACCGCUACUCUUCACUACUCUGGCACGCUUGGUAGCUCCGCCACAACCCUCACCAAACCAACCCCCCAGAACGCCACUGCAGUCGCCAACAAAUUUAUCAAUUCUCUACGCAGCCUGAAUUCUCAAAAAUACCCUGCCAAUGUCCCAUCAAAGAUUGAUCACAGCCUUUUCUUUACCGUUGGGCUUGGCGUCAACCCAUGUCCUACUUGCAAGGCAGGCAAUGGCAGUAGGGUUGUCGCUAGCAUCAACAAUGUCACGUUUGUUAUGCCAACUACCGCUCUGCUUCAAGCUCAUUUCUUUAACAUUAGUGGCGUUUUUACCACCGAUUUCCCUGCUAACCCGCGACAUGUUUUCAACUACACUGGAAGCGGACCAGCAAAUUUGCAGACCACUAAUGGAACUAAGGUUUACAGGUUGAAGUACAAUUCCACUGUUCAACUCGUUAUGCAAGACACUGGAACCAUAGCACCUGAGAACCAUCCCGUCCACUUGCAUGGAUUCAACUUCUUUGUAGUUGGCAGAGGAUUAGGAAAUUACAAUCCAAAGACAGAUCCUCAGAAUUUCAAUCUCGUUGAUCCUCCAGAAAGGAACACAGUUGGAGUACCAACUGGUGGAUGGACUGCCAUCAGAUUCCGAGCUGAUAAUCCAGGAGUCUGGUUCAUGCAUUGCCAUCUGGAAGUGCACACGACAUGGGGACUGAAGAUGGCGUUCUUGGUGGACAAUGGAAAAGGCCCUGACGAGUCACUAUUACCACCUCCAAGCGAUCUUCCAAAAUGUUAAAAAUUAACCCAAGAUUCCAUACUUAGACGAAGAGUGUAUGUUGUGCGGAAGAAAGUAAAAGAAAAACGAAGAAAUGAAUGAGAGUUAUAAAGAUCCUAUUUGUUUCUUGAGUAAAUUGAAAAUUUUUGCUCAAGCAAGUAUAAAUAAAAUUGGAAGAGCAUUUUCUUUUCUUA